Messenger RNA from Naegleria fowleri, 2529 nucleotides. RefSeq lists its product as uncharacterized. Gene Ontology annotation, molecular function: serine-type endopeptidase inhibitor activity. NCBI's taxonomy places the organism in Eukaryota, Heterolobosea, Eutetramitea, Acrasida, Naegleriidae. The transcript has a single exon. The record is from RefSeq and is a predicted model, not a curated record. The coding region runs from base 1 to 2529 and encodes 842 amino acids.
AUGCACAAAUCCACAACGGUUGUUCUAUCUGCUGUGGCUCUCGUGGCCACAUGGAUGGUCAUGAUGAUGAUCAUGAUGACAACCACACACGCUUCUUCCUUGCGUAGUGAACUUUCUCAACUCGCUUCUCUGAAAGCACGAUUGGGAUCCAAGUGGAAUCCUCGACUCUAUUUCUCAAACCGAAUUAAACGAAUUGCGAGAAAGUUUGCCAUUGCCAUUCCUCGUAAAUGUAAGAGAAGAAUCAUCACAGUUGAUGAAAUUGAAAAGAUUAGAAAACUUUCAAAAUGUGAAUUUCCAAAGGACGAUCAAAUUGAGUUACCACCAUUGCCACCUGUCAAACCAAAAUGUCCUCUUUUCUCUUGCCGUAAACAUUGCUUCAAUGGUUUUGAAAGAGAUAGUUCUGGAUGUCAAACAUGUACAUGCAAGCCAGAGAAGAAACCUGAAUGUCCACAAGUCAAGUGUACCACUCGAUGUAAGAAUGGUUUUGCCAAGGAUGAGAAUGGAUGUCAAACAUGUGAAUGUCAAAAGAAGCCAUGUCCUGUUUUGAUGUGCUUCAGAGCAUGUCCAAAUGGUUAUGAAAGAGAUGAGAAUGGUUGCGUGACAUGUGGUUGUAAGCCUGAGAAACCAUCUGAGAAACCUUCUGACAAGCCAUCAGAUAAACCUUCAGAUAAACCAUCAGACAAGCCAAGUGACAAACCUUCUGACAAGCCAUCAGACAAGCCAUCAGAUAAACCAAGUGACAAACCAAGUGACAAGCCUUCUGAUAAACCAUCAGACAAGCCAAGUGACAAACCAUCUGACAAACCAACCGAUCGACCAAUCGAUGAGAGACCACCAAAAUGUCCUCUCUUCAAGUGUGCUCCUUGUCCAUUCGGUUACAUGAGAAAUGCAGACGGAUGUCAAACAUGUCAAUGCUUGAGAAGAGCAUGUCCAUCGGCUCUUUGUAAAAAAUUCUGUAAGAACGGUUUCAAGAUCAAUGAAAAAGGUUGUCCAAUCUGUGAAUGCAAUGAAACACCAAAGGCAUGCCCACAAAGAAGAUGUAAACUGUAUUGCAAAUAUGGAUUCAAGACUGGAAGAAAUGGAUGUGAAAUUUGUUCUUGUAAACGAAAACUAAGUCCAUGUCCACAAAGAAGAUGUAAGAAACAUUGUUUCUUGGGCUUUAAGAGCGACUCAAAAGGUUGUCCAACUUGUCAAUGCAACACUCCAAAACCAAAUCCACAAUGUCCACAAUACAAAUGUCUCAGAUAUUGUCCAAAUGGAUACAAACUCGAUUCAAGAGGAUGUCAAACUUGCUCAUGCAAACGACAAAUAUCAUGCGCAUUAAGAAAAUGCAAGAAACAUUGUAAAUAUGGUUACAAGAGAGAUUCAAACGGAUGUGCCACUUGUACCUGCAUUCCAGAGACCAACAGAUGUCCUCAAAAAAGAUGUAAGAGACAUUGCUUUGCUGGAUUCAAGAAUGAUGAGAAAGGUUGUCCAACUUGUCAAUGCAACAUUCCAAAACCAAAUCCAAACACUUGCCGUAAAUUCAGAUGUCAUUUGUCCUGUCCAGGUGGAUACAGAUUGGAUGAAAAGGGAUGUCCAACAUGCAGCUGUAAAAGAACUGUUUUCCCUCCCAUUAAACCACCUGUCAAACCUCCAAGACCAGAAAGACCUCCAAUAGACGAAAGACCUCCAAAGCCUCCAGUGAGACCUCCAAGACCACCAAAACCACCAGUUAGACCACCAGAAAGACCACCAGAAAGACCACCUUGGAGACCUCCUGUUCAUCCACCUUGGAGACCACGUAUACCAGUUUGGAGACCAGUUUGGAGACCAAUUUGGAGACCAAGAGGACGUGGAAGAGGUGAUCCUCACUAUGUCACAUUGGAUGGAAAGGACGUUCUUUUCAAUGGUUUGGGAGAUUACAUUUUCGCUGAAACUACUGAUGGUUCAUUUACUGCUCACGUUCGAAUUGACACGUGGGCUGGUGAAGAAGCUACUGCAACUGUCAAUAAGGGAAUUGCUGUCAAGCUUGGAAAUGACGUUGUUGAAUUUAGCAGUCAAAGUAGAAAAUUCUAUUUGAAUAAGGAUGAAGCAUCCUUCGAGGUUGGAAAGAAGUAUGAACUCGAUGGCGGUUUCUUGUUGAGAAAGACCAGAAAGUCCUUUAUCAUUAAGGCAGAUAAUGGUGCUGAACUUUUCGGUGAAUUAUUUGUCUUACAUGAUGGUCGAAGUUAUUUGGAUCUUCAAAUUGAUGCUUCUGAAGAUGUUGAAUUCUCUCGUGGUUUGAUUCUGGAUGGAAAGGAUAGUGGUAAGGCCAUUGGAUUGUUCCGUACUCACAAGAGAAGAAGAGUCAUGCCAAAGACCAAGAUUGAUAUUCCAGAAUGGGCCACUGAACAAUGUGCAAAGAGAGGUUUGACUGGAAAGUCCUUGAAAGAUUGUGCCUAUGAUGCUGCUGUGACUGGAAAGGAGUUUGCAAAAGAAAUUGCAAAGGAUGAAGCUAAAUUCAAGAGAAGAUCGGAUAAGGUUGCCCAGAAGAAGAAGAAGAAUUAA